CCUUCUCCAUCUCCUUCCUCGCCUUCCGCCAUCUCCAUUCUUCAAUUUACGCCGAAGGGCCAAAACGGAGGGCUCUGAAACUAUUCCUCUCUGAAUAGUGAAUCGCCAUUCCCAACCCUCUCUUCAAAAUUAAGCAUUCUAUUAAUAUCCACGACUCCCCGCCUCUAAUUUUUUUGCUUUCGUUUCUAAUUCGAAGGGAGCAGAGUACGUGAACGAAAGAAAAGUACUUUUUUUUUUCUUUUUGGUGUCUUCCCCAAGGAGCACGGCGAGUUAACGGCCGAGAUGGAUCUGAAGGGGCUGCUCUUCUUGCAAUUCGUGUUGUUCUUCUUCGUCUCUUUCUCCUCUGCCAACCUGGUUUUCCAGGUCCACAACAAGUUCGCCGGUCGUGAGCGGCAGCUCAGCGCUUACAGAGCCCAUGACCUCAACCGUCACCGACGUUUCCUCGCCGCCGUUGAGAUUCCCCUCGGUGGCAGUGGCGUUCCCGUUGAGGCCGGCCUCUACUACACGAAAAUUGGACUCGGGACGCCUCCAAACGACUUCUACGUGCAGGUCGACACAGGAAGCGAUACUCUAUGGGUGAAUUGUCAAGGCUGUACGAAAUGUCCAACAAAAAGCGAUCUCGGUGUAAAGCUGUCAUUGUUCGAACCAGACAAGUCCUCUACUGCAACGAGGGUUUCCUGUGCCGACGACUUCUGUAUUGCCACAUUUGGUCGUAUGAUUGAUGGCUGUAAAAAAGAGUUCCCCUGUCAGUACAGUAUCACAUAUGGUGAUGGGAGUGAGACUUCAGGAUUUUAUAUCAAGGACAAUGUGCAGCUUGAUCAAGUGACUGGAAAUCUUCAAACUGGAACCAUGAAUGGGUCUGUUGUGUUUGGGUGUGGAUCGCAACAAUCUGGUCAGUUGGGUACAUCUAGUGAAGCGCUUGAUGGGAUAAUUGGGUUUGGACAGGCAAACUCUUCCGUGUUUUCUCAGCUUGCUGCUGCUGGAAAAGUCAAGAAGGUGUUUUCACAUUGCUUGGACAGUGUAAAAGGAGGUGGCAUUUUUGCAAUUGGUCAAGUGGUCUCACCAAAAGUUCCUACAACUCCCAUAAUACCCAACCAGCCGCAUUACAAUGUGGGUUUGAAGGACGUUGAAGUGGGCAAUGAAAUGCUAGACCUUCCAACAGAUAUCUUUGACACUGGAGAUAGGAAAGGAACUAUAAUUGACAGUGGCACAACAUUGGCAUAUGUUCCGACUAUGGUUUUUGAACCAAUGAUGGCAAAGAUAAUGGCUCGACAGCCUGGACUGAAGACGCACAUUGUUGAAGAGCAGUUCACUUGCUUUGAGUACAAUGGAAAAGUCGAUGAUGGAUUUCCUGUGGUGAAGCUACAUUUCGAAGAUGACCUCAAUCUGGCAGUGCAUCCUCAUGAUUAUCUCUUUGCAAUUCGUGAAAACGUGUGGUGCUUUGGGUGGCAGGAUAGCGGGCAACAGUCCAAAGACGGCCAGGAUAUGUUCCUGUUAGGAGGUAUGCCCAUUUGACUAUCUCAUCUUAAUGUUGGCUCUAUUCUGGUAUACAAUCCCAUCAUCCGAUAAAUGUAACAUUGACAGCGAUAUUAAAUGAUCCAAAAUCCAUGCAUUUAGUGGUCAUCCUGUGAACAUAGCUAGCCAUAUAAAUCAGAAUUCAAUAUUAGAAACCCAUCUUCAGAAGUAGUCUCUUGUCUGGGAGCCAAUUUUCCCUGACAACUCCCCCGUCACAUCUCUCAAUGGCAGAUCUGGUGCUCUCCAACAAGGUAGUCGUGUACGAUCUUGAAAACCAAGUGCUUGGAUGGACAGACUACAACUGCUCUUCGAGUAUCAAAAUCAAGGACGAGAAGACAGGAGCAGCCUAUGAAGUCAGCGCGAAGGAUAUCUCGCCAGCUCCCCGGUUGACGAACCCAGUAAGACAGCUGACAUUUUUGUUUUUGCUACUAUCAGCCGUCUUGCAUAGAUUUGUAUGAUGAUAAUCCUAAUAGUUACUGGAAGAGAAAGAUGGCACGGUACAUCUGCAUUCUUUGGUUUUGGUUUUUGUUGUACCAUAAGAGAGAGAAAAAGGAAGGAAUCCAUUGAAGAGAUGUGUGGUUUUGUUGGUAUAGAAAGAAGUAAAAUCAUACAGCAUGAUCCCCCAACAUAACAGAACUUACUCGUUUUGUUAUUUUCUUCCAAGUUGCUGUUUAUUUCAAAAUCAUCUCUUUUGGAGGUUCUUUUCCCCCUAUGAUUCUUUGCAGAACCGAUGGUAAUUUGUUCGAGUAAUGUAAAGCAAAGUCAAGUAUGUUUUUGACCUUUUGAUCGAACCCAAAUCACGCUUUAGUGGCUAAUGAAAAAAGUAGUGCAUAUCUUUGGAGAGC
Molecule: messenger RNA, 2360 nt
Organism: Linum tenue
Lineage: Eukaryota; Viridiplantae; Streptophyta; Magnoliopsida; Malpighiales; Linaceae
Source: the annotation of a GenBank genome assembly